GUUUAGAACCUCCAUGGAAGCACGUGACGUCUUGGCCCACACCCAGCGAACUUUAGUUCCCGUUCCCGUCCUCAAUCCAUCCACCCCACCACCGCCGCCGCCGUACCACACGUCCCCCGCCCAACAACCACAAUGUUCCCCACGCGCGCACUGCUCAAGCGAUCAAUCUGGAAAGGCCCGUUCCUUGUGCCCAUGCCCCUCCAAAAAGCGAGCAAGCCAGGUGCGAAAGUUGCCCCGAUCAAGACGAUGGCGCGCAGCUGCACAAUCGUGCCCAGCUUUGUCGGGCUGCGCUUCCAGGUGCACAACGGAAAGUCCUACGAGGAUGUCGACGUCAGCGAGGAUAUGGUCGGGCAUAAAUUGGGGGAAUUUGCUGCGACGAGGAAGAACUUUACGUAUAAGCAGACGAAGAACCGAUAGACGCCGCGGCGGAGGAGGAGGAGGGGGG
Molecule: messenger RNA, 445 nt
Organism: Tricharina praecox
Lineage: Eukaryota; Fungi; Ascomycota; Pezizomycetes; Pezizales; Pyronemataceae
Product: mitochondrial ribosomal protein S19
Exons: 3
Coding region: 133-417 (94 amino acids)
Biological process (GO): ribosomal small subunit assembly; translation
Cellular component (GO): cytosolic small ribosomal subunit; ribosome
Molecular function (GO): RNA binding; structural constituent of ribosome
Source: RefSeq, a predicted model, not a curated record